AAUGAUGUCGCAUUAGGUGAGGGCGUGGUGUCGCAGGUGUUGCACGGCGCCAGUGUUGCAGGGAGGAUCGUGAGAGGGGACGACUUGUGCUCUCUUUCUCUCUUUGUCUUACUUCAUCCUGACCGACACGCUCAAUGAGGAGUCUCCUGCCGCCACUGCUGAUGAUCCUGCUGUUGUGUGUGGUGUUCGAGGCAGUCCGAGGAGAGACAUGGCAAGAAGUUUAUGAUGCUUGGGCAGCAGACUUGAAACCUGGCUGGAUGAUCGAGGAGUUCGACACUCAACGGCGCUGCUACUGCAAGGUGCCCCGCAGGUCCUCCCUCCCGCUUACGCCGAGCACCACCUUCGCCAGCGCAUCUAACACCACAGUCUUCACCGCGCACCUCACCACAGCUGCCACCCCUACUGGCCCCACCAUCACCACCAUCACCAUCACUCUCGCGCCUUCCACCACUAACCCUUACUCCACCAGAACAACGGCCUCCCCGUCCCCCAGCCCGGUGCAAGUCACCACCACCAUCACUACCACUGACGGCCUUACAUUCUCCACCACAGACCCUGAGGUCAUCAUCACCUCUCCACAUAUAUCUGACUCCACACCACCACAUACACACCACACCACAUCCCAGACUAUACCAAAAAAACAGACUACUACUUCUAAUACUAAUGCUUCUCUUACCAAUACUACCACCACCGCCACAAGCACAGGGAAAGACAACACCAAUGUUACCGUAACAACUACACCUAAUAUUACCACUGCAGCCACUUCUAUUAGAUCCACUUUCAUCACCACCACCUCUACACCUGCCAUUACAUUUCAGAGCCUCACUUCCACUAUUCCUAAUCCCACCUCCUCCAUCAUCAACAUCACCAGUAACAACUUCACCACCACUGCUGCCUCAGGUUUCCCCAUUAUCAAUACCACUACUGCCACUCGCACACAGGCUAUAACUACCUUAAGACCCAUCACCGCUUCUCUCCAUAACAUCACCACCAUAGUCACCACCACCUCACACUCCCCGACCACUGUCUCCAGCCCCUUCACCACAACCAUUAUCAAUAACACUACAUCCAAAUCAACCAUGACAACAGGAAAUGCACCAUUCACUACUACCACAACAGCUGCUACAACUUCCAAUCCAGCUACCACCACCACCACAACCCCAUCGAUAAAUGCCACUAAAGUCAUUUCAACGACAAAAACAACUACAGCCACCAUGAAGACCUCAGCCACAACCAUCCCAUUAACUACCAGUACUACUACCACUACUACCAUCCCAAAGACAACCACAACCUCUAAGUCAAUAAUCACCUCAAAAAUAACCACCACACUCACCACACCAAUUAGCACCACCCAGAAAACAACUACCACCACCACUACCACCACCACGAAACCAAAAACCAACCAAGCCACAAUCCCCAAAACAACAACAACCACAACUUUACCAAAAACAACCACCACACUAACUACAGCAACUCCAGGAACUACCACCACAACCACCAUUCCACAAACUACCAUCACAGACACUCCUGAAGCUACAACCACUCCCAAAACAACAACCACAACAAAAACGACCACUACCACCACUACUCCUACUCCUAAUGUAAUCACAACCACCAUCACGCCCACCACCACUACCACAAUCCCAAAAACAACUACAAUAAUCACAUCACCAACAACUAUCAUUACCACCACGCCAACCACCACCGCAACCACAACCACAACCUCAACUACGUCAACGACUCCAACUAAAGCAAAUUGUGACGUCACUAUUAUUGUCUCUCAUGGAAGUCUCGAUUACUGGACGUCCCCAAACUACCCUGAGCACUACCCAGAGGACAUCAUCUGCACCAUGCGAGUUAGGAUUCCCGUCACGCUGCAGACCGGAGUGGUGGACAUCGAGGUGGUGCCACCUGGUGUCAUUUUUAGACCGCCGACGGUGUUGGCCGGAUGUGGCGGAGAUAGGCUGCAAGUUGUCAGCGAACUUGGUUCUAAAACCAACCACUGUGGCGACCUUCGUGGACAAUCGUGGAGCAUGACAUCUAUGGGAGACGCGCCCAAGGAUAUCACCUUCACAUUCACCUCUACCUCGGCAGACGGUGGCAAAGGCAUCGGCUUCAAACUUUCCAUUAAAGGAUACGAUUAUGCAAGUGGUUUUGGUUUCGAUUCCUGAGGGCGCCAAAUGUUGCCAGUUUGUGGAGAGCUACCAGAGACCACACCCAGGCCUCAGCAGCAUGGCCUCAUCUCAUGUUAAUUUCACUCUGGCGUUACUUUGAAAUUAUGUAAAUAACGAGUGAAAACCUUUAAAUUUCUGCGAUUUGCUACGCCACCAAAUAUUCCAAGAUGCUAACAAGGUCUCUGGCAUAAAUUGUACCACAACAUAACAUGAAAUUGUCACUAGUAAACAUGGUCAUUACUGCAGUGGUUCAACCCGGUAGAUGAUGAUCAGAGUUACAACAUCAGAAGAACCAGAACGGCAGAACACCCACAGCUGCUACGGUACUUCGGGUCUACUUACCGACAUAAAGAAUUUUUCCCCCUUUUUAUACACGAAAUUAUUUAGUUAGCUUUUACAAAAAUGUCAUUAGUCUUUUUUUUUUUUUUCUUCUUCUUUUUCACCCAACCAAGUCCAAGUGGCCUCCAACCUCCCCUCAUUCUUAGAAGAUAAUGAAAAUAACAAUAGUACUGACGAUAAUGACAUGUAAUAAUCAAGUAAACAAUGUUUCAUAACAUGUAAAAAAAUAUAAUAAUAAUAAAGAUAAAAUUGCUGGACAAAAGGGCGCAAUGGCGCAAUUCUGUGAUAAUACCCACAUUUGUAGUUUACUUACCUCAUCUGGCUUAGUAACUUAGGCCAACAACAACUCUAUUUUCCUCUUGAUCCUGCUGGGGCACUGGAUCACUACCAGUAAAGUCUGUCAGAAUACGUUACCCACUUAAUGCCAUAAGACUGUCAGGCAGGUUUGUUUACAUUGUAGACCGAACACAACCACUGCCCACCUGUAACUCAUUGUUUAGGCUACACGUUUUAUCUAUAGCUUGGCCUACCUUCUGUGGGUGUGUAGUACUUCACAUGUACUGUAGACAUUGCACGUGACGUUAUCGACAACGCAAUGCACGUAAAUAAAUGAAGUAACCGUCUAAUGUCACAUUCACACGAACGUGGUACACACGUACACACUUCGAGCAAACGAGCACUAUUCGAAGUUCCAGUAAUUUACACUCGCCGGAAAGACAAGUAGUUCCAUGAUCAUGCACUUUAACAUGCACAUAUUUCAGAGUAAUAACAGUAUUUUUAGAGGAUAAAUUGCUUUGAAAAUAUUUCACUGACAUGAAAAUACCACUUGAUAAGAUCAUUUAAUUAUUGCUAACCAAGAUUGUACAAAUUAUGGGAUGUAGUUCCCAGAACAAUAAAGGAAACUUUACUAUGACUUUA
Messenger RNA from Scylla paramamosain (green mud crab), 3431 nucleotides. RefSeq names its product mucin-2-like. Bases 135 to 2171 code for a protein of 678 amino acids. NCBI's taxonomy places the organism in Eukaryota, Metazoa, Arthropoda, Malacostraca, Decapoda, Portunidae. The record is from RefSeq and is a predicted model, not a curated record. The transcript has 8 exons.